This is a messenger RNA of Gasterosteus aculeatus aculeatus (three-spined stickleback), 2836 nucleotides long. It is a transcript of the gene she, whose product is annotated as Src homology 2 domain containing E. Lineage: Eukaryota; Metazoa; Chordata; Actinopteri; Perciformes; Gasterosteidae. The record is from RefSeq and is a predicted model, not a curated record. Gene Ontology annotation, molecular function: phosphotyrosine residue binding.
GCACACAACUUUCCUCUUCAUCUCAUCACUUGGACCGGCUGGAACACAUCACCUCACGCUCCGGGAAUGGGAACUUUACUGGGUUCAAAGAAAAACUUUGAGUUCUUUCGCAUUUACGCUCUACAGAGGCUACUUUUCAAAUUGCAGGGAUAGUUGUCACUGCAGGAUCAGAGCGACACCACAGCAGGGGCCACCGGCCAAAGACUCCCGAGACGCACCGGCAGUCGUAACGUGGUUUAGACGCUCGCAAUCAUAUUCACCACACAGCACGUGUGUCCAAACUCGACAAUUCGGAGAUUUUUGUAAUUUUGCAUUUACUUCAACCGAGGCGUGCGUCAAAAACACCUGUGCGUAAAGUUGGAGCUGACGCGUAUAGGGUCCAAAAGUAGCUGCAGAGGAGCAACAGGUUUUUUUUUUUUUUUUUCUUUAAAGAUUAGUGUUAAUAACUUGACCGCCAUGGCAAGAUGGUUCAGAGAUUUCCCCAUCAACCUAAAGAACGGGAACGAACGGGUCCGCUCGGCCUCUGAAUCUGGUCCGCCAAGUCACAGCAAACCCUCGUUUUCUCGCGACAGCUUGAAAGGGAAUCAGCGCAAAGAUGGAGGAGUGGGGGGGUUGCUGGCAGGGAGGAAUAGGAAAAAUUCGGUUGAAUUCGGCCGCAACAACGCUGGUUGUGGUGGGACAGUGUGGGAUACUCUCACACCUGGAAAAGGUCGGAAAAACGCCAAGGUCGAGGCUGGCACGUCGGAUGAGAACCGGCAGGUCAGGACCACCAGUUUGGCGCAAGCGUACAUCAGCAGGAUGAUCAAGGUGGAUAAACAAGACAAGACUCCGAAACUCAACGGGAUAACUGAACACAAGCAGCUGGGAAACGAAACAGGAAGGCCUGAUAUUAAAACAACGCUCAUCAUCCUGGAGGACUAUGCAGAUCCUUUUGAUGCAGAGAAAACCAAAGGGCAGAGGGAGGCUGAGAGAGCAGGGGUGAAUGACGGGUACAUGGAGCCUUACGAUGCCCAGGUCAUCAUCACAGAGGUUCGCCGACGCGGCUCCAAAGACCUCCUGAAAGUGUGCGUCCUGCUGGACCGAGGCCACAGGGAGGGGAAGGAGGAAGAGAGGAAACACCCGCCCCCGAACAUCUACGACACACCGUACGAAGGCGGGCUGGAAGGCGACAGCGGGGGUGUCUGGAUCCCUGUCACGCGGCCAGAGUCUGACGUCCGCCCCGCCGGAGAGUACGAGCUGCCCUGGGAGUGGAGAAAGGAGGACAUAGUUAGAGCGCUGUCAGCUCAGUUUGAGGCAGUGGAUUGUUCUCCCACCAAAGAGAACGGCUCUAUUCCCCCCCGCCAGCAGCACCAGCAGCAGCAACUCACCCUGAGGCAGAAGAACUGGACCCAUAAAAUACCAUCCACUCCAUCCGGCUCUUCCUCUUCCUCCUUUCCCUCCUCUCCCAUUCUCAAACUCUCCCCUCUCUCGUCUCCCUCUUUCCCCACCCUAAAGAUCUCCCCCCUCUCCCCCUCUUCUAGCCCCACCAAACUUUCCCCUCCGUCUCCAAUCUCCCCCAGCAGUGCCCCGUUGGACGGGGAGACAGCCAAAGUGGACCCCAGCCUGCUGCUGGAGAAGCAGAACUGGUACCACGGCAGUGUGAGCAGGCAACAGGCGGAAGCUCAGCUGCAGCGCUGCAGGGAAGCCAGCUUCCUGGUGAGGGACAGCGAAUCAGGAACCAGCAAGUACUCCAUCGCUCUGAAGACAAGUCAGAGUUGUGUGCACAUCAUUGUGGCGCAGACAAAGAGCGCUAAAGGUCUGGGCUUCACACUGGAUCAAAGCAGCUGUGUCUUCUCCAGCAUCCCCGAGCUGGUCCACCACUACUGCACGCACAGACUGCCCUUCACUGGAGCAGAGCACAUGACCCUGCAGCACGCCGUGCCCAGGCCGCACUGAGCAUGCAUAGAGGACAAACACACACACGCUGGGACACUUCAAUGCACUAAUGCACAAAGACACACACAUUAACUUGUCAGCACAUGUGUACACACAUAUACUCGCAGAUGUGCAGCAUCUGAUCGCCCUGCGUACCCUGUUCAUUAUGAUAUGUUUGUAUCUCUUACGUGCGCUACAGUAAGUCAUACAUUUCAAUAACCGUCGAGGACAUUGUGGUAUUUUUUCCCAGUCUAAACGCCAUGAAUGUAUUUAUAGUUUCAACAACACAAUCCCUUCUUCCCCAGCCUGGUGCAUUUGUUCGGCCCAUUGCCUUAUCCAUUUGCCCUCCAGGCGUGAUACUGUUUUGGUAAUGCGUAUCAUUGAUUUCCAUCAUUCCUGAGACGAUGCACGUGAAGAACUGCACUUAGUGUAACCGAUUGGAUUUUUGAUUUCAUUGGAGAGGAUCGUAAUCACCUCUUAGACAGAGGUGUUGACGUCAUGACUUAGUUCUUUGCCAACCAUUUAGACUCGCUCUGUGAGUUCAAAACACCCGAUUGGAAUGAAUUCAGUCACCAAUCUGACAUCUGUCAUUUUGCCCAUUGAUUUAUUCUGAAAAUCACGCUCCUUUGCCGACUCUUUCUGUCAAGAGAAAGAGCUUUAUUGAUUUAUUGACUAGAACUGUUGAAGUUAGAAGGGGACUUAUAACUUUACUCUACCCAGCCAUUUGUUUAAGUGUGCGUAACUGUGCACAACGAAUAUGUGAAUGUACAUAUUCACAUAUAUAUAUUUAUAUAUAUAUGUGUGUGCCUUCACUGUAAUCUAAACGAGGCUGUGAUUAAAAAGUGUACUUUAUUGUAAAUGAACUGAAAACGUAACCUGACAUGUAUCUACUGUUUGCAUAAAGGAUGUGUGUAUAACAGGA